Messenger RNA from Dicrocoelium dendriticum, 393 nucleotides. NCBI's taxonomy places the organism in Eukaryota, Metazoa, Platyhelminthes, Trematoda, Plagiorchiida, Dicrocoeliidae. The record is from the annotation of a GenBank genome assembly.
AUGCGCCCAAAAAAAGCUCGUUCACGCACUGCGAAUACCGUGGAGAGCAGACAAAUGGGACAGGCAGGAGCUGGCUCAAUGGUGCUACGUGUCUUCAAUCAUCUGACGCGUAUAAUCCGCAGUUACGAAUCCAAGUUUGUGAAACCAGAGGAGACUUUUGACAAUGUAGUUAGCGAAUACGCGCAAUCGUCGUACUUUUCGGAAACAGCACCACACACAGCAACCGGGAGUUUGCUUUUUCCUUCGACCGCUUUGGAUCAAGAAGCACCCAUGGUGAGAGAUGAUCACUGUGGAUAUGCUGACACCUGCUUCCAGGACCUCUUCAAUGACGAUCACGCGGUUCGACAAGGGUGUUUCAUGGACAUGCUUCAGGAGGACAUUAGCAAUAUGUAA